AGUGCCCGGAUGUUAUUGUAGCUAGCUCUCUUAGCAUCCCGGCUAGCCGCUCCGUGUGUCGCAUCGGGACGCUCGCGCCUCUUCCCCGCCCCGGCACGGACACAGCCCGGUCUUUACCGUCGGUAACCCAGCGUCGAUGAUCUAUCAUGAUAGAAGUUGAGUGAACGGCUCGUUAACGUCAGGUGUUACCGUUGAUUUCCAAACCGAUUUGGCGGGACCGGAUCGGUGAGCAGCCCGAGAGAAAGAGGCUACGAGCUAAGCUAACACAGGCCCGUCUGUUUGUUCAGGGAGCUAGCGCAGCUUCGCUUAGCCAUGGAGGACAAAUCCUUCACGAAGGAGUUAGACCAGUGGAUCGAGCAGCUCAACGAGUGCAAGCAGCUGUCGGAGAACCAGGUCCGGACCCUCUGCGAGAAGGCUAAAGAGAUCCUGACCAAGGAGUCCAACGUUCAGGAGGUGCGAUGCCCGGUGACGGUGUGCGGCGACGUCCACGGUCAGUUCCACGACCUGAUGGAGCUGUUUAAGAUCGGAGGCAAGUCUCCCGACACCAACUACCUGUUCAUGGGGGACUACGUCGACAGAGGCUACUACUCUGUGGAGACGGUCACGCUGCUCGUCACGUUAAAGGUGCGUUUCCAGGAGCGAAUCACCAUCCUGCGAGGGAACCACGAGUCGCGGCAGAUCACGCAGGUCUACGGCUUCUACGACGAGUGCCUGAGGAAGUACGGCAACGCCAACGUGUGGAAGUACUUCACAGACCUGUUCGACUACCUGCCGCUGACCGCGCUGGUGGACGGGCAGAUCUUCUGUCUGCACGGAGGCCUGUCUCCCUCCAUAGACACUCUGGAUCACAUACGAGCUCUGGACCGCCUGCAGGAAGUCCCACAUGAGGGCCCGAUGUGUGACCUGCUGUGGUCAGACCCCGACGAUCGCGGCGGGUGGGGCAUCUCCCCCCGAGGUGCUGGCUACACCUUCGGACAGGACAUCUCUGAAACCUUCAACCACGCCAACGGCCUCACCCUGGUGUCCCGCGCCCAUCAGCUGGUCAUGGAGGGAUACAACUGGGGCCACGACAAGAACGUGGUGACCAUCUUUAGUGCUCCGAACUACUGCUACCGCUGUGGAAACCAGGCCGCCAUCAUGGAACUGGACGACACUCUCAAAUACUCUUUCCUUCAGUUUGACCCCGCCCCACGCCGCGGCGAGCCCCAUGUGACCAGACGCACUCCUGACUACUUCCUGUGAAUGUCCAAAGCCAUCCCUGUCAAUCAUCCACCGACUCCACCUCCUUGUCUCCUCCCCCUUUCUCUCUAUGCCCCGCCCCCUCCAUCAUCCUCCCCUCUCAUUGGAUGGAAAGAUAUUAAUAGUAACGAUGAUGCUGUACCAGGGAGAAUAGAAACAAACGAUUGGCUGAUGAUUUUAAACGAGCGGCGCCCUCUACAGUUUGUUUUCACUCUGCUGUCAUUAACGACACGUUACCACGACAACAUCUGUUUUUUGUUUUUUUUGUUUAUUACAUGUUUGAAAACGAGAUAAUAAAACUACCAACGUGGACCAAAUGUGCCAUAUUCUGAUCCUUUACAACAUGUACGACGUUUCCUCAACGUUCCCUCAGCGUUUCUUUUUGUUUCCUCGUUUUGUUUUUUGUUUUUUAGACCAGCACUAAAC
Molecule: messenger RNA, 1665 nt
Organism: Larimichthys crocea (large yellow croaker)
Lineage: Eukaryota; Metazoa; Chordata; Actinopteri; Sciaenidae
Product: serine/threonine-protein phosphatase 2A catalytic subunit beta isoform
Exons: 8
Coding region: 313-1242 (309 amino acids)
Molecular function (GO): protein serine/threonine phosphatase activity
Source: RefSeq, a predicted model, not a curated record